Messenger RNA from Aspergillus japonicus CBS 114.51, 533 nucleotides. RefSeq lists its product as uncharacterized. The transcript has a single exon. The record is from RefSeq and is a predicted model, not a curated record. Bases 71 to 346 code for a protein of 91 amino acids. Lineage: Eukaryota; Fungi; Ascomycota; Eurotiomycetes; Eurotiales; Aspergillaceae.
GAAAGAAGAGGGGGUAGGUAGUGGGUAGUGUAGGGUGCGAUGAAAGUGCUUCAGAUGAACCACAAUCCACAUGCAUACAAUUUCCAUCAAGCAGGUGCUGUUUUCUCUUGCCCUUGAAGAUGCAACCCCCGCCUCCGCGCUCCGAGGCGCUCUCCCCGGGCCUUCCUACCUCCCUUCCUCUCUGGUACUUCGCGCACGAAAGCACACUCCGAUCCGUAACAGAUCACUGCGUACAAUACAUAUUUACAACAAGAAUUCACGGGCGAAGGCAAACGCACUGCUAAGCAGGCGGGAAGCAAAGAUCAAACAAGCUCAAUGGAUGGUCAUGAUGUGUUCUGUGGCAUGAUCGUUCAUGGUCAUGGUCAUGGUCAUGGUCAUGUUCAUAUUUAUAUUCAUGAGAAGGAGAGGGAAAUGGGGGUGAUGACUAUGUAUGUAUAUGACAGAUAUAGGGUACGGAUAUGGCCAUUGCAGUGUGACGGUGGGACUGGGGAGGGUUUGGAGGGAUGAUUUUGCGUAGUAGCUGGAUAGGAUAG